Messenger RNA from Cylicostephanus goldi, 231 nucleotides. The record is from the annotation of a GenBank genome assembly. NCBI's taxonomy places the organism in Eukaryota, Metazoa, Nematoda, Chromadorea, Rhabditida, Strongylidae.
AUGAUCUUAUUAUGUUUACUGUGUCUUAUGUUGUUAACUUCAGGCACAAAACGCCACUCAAGGCCAUUGCAAUUCAUUGAAGAUGAAGAACGUGCGAUCGACGAGUUGACUCAGCUAUAUCGCGAAAAUGUCGGCGAUGAGGUGGUCGUGCGAGUUGAGCGUUGCGCCAACUCGGCUGAUAUUGCAGCUCAGUGUCCCGUCUGGACGAAUACGCCACAUUUUCGCGCGUGA